This is a messenger RNA of Arachis duranensis, 861 nucleotides long. RefSeq lists its product as uncharacterized. NCBI's taxonomy places the organism in Eukaryota, Viridiplantae, Streptophyta, Magnoliopsida, Fabales, Fabaceae. The record is from RefSeq and is a predicted model, not a curated record. The coding region runs from base 1 to 744 and encodes 247 amino acids. The transcript is spliced from 4 exons.
AUGCUUAGUGAGGUUGAGCAGGCCUUUGUAGUUGUUCUUGAAGAUUUGUGGAGGAAGCCUCCCCAUCUGGAUACGAAGAGAUUUUUGAGUGAUCCAUCUUUGGUUUGGGCUGCUUUGGAGAUGUCGAAAAAUAAUGACUCUAUGAAGGCCUUCAAGAAGGCGAAGAAGGCAACUGCUGCUUUAAACAUUUCGGCCAAGGCGGCCGGAGAGGGAUCUUCCCAGGUUCCAGUUAAACCUCCUGUACCUAGUUCUCCCGGGCCGAGGAAAGCAAUUCCUAUUCCUUGGGUUCGCUUGGUCGAUCCUCCGCAAUCUUCUGCUGCAGCUCCUGGUGCCCCUCCUUGUAAGAAGCAAAAGGAAUUGAUGCAUCUUCGGGAAGAUUUGGAAACAGCUCGGGUUAAUUAUGGUGAGCUUCAAGGUCACCUUGUGGGUAGCGUAACUGCUGCCUCCGAGAACCUGAUGGAACAGUUCCGGGUUGUUGCUCCUGAUGCCGACUUGACUCUCAUCAGCCUGGACAAUGUCGUGAGGGAUGGUAAGAUUGUCCCUGAUGACCAGGAUGAUGAUGAGGCUGAUCCUCCCCCAGUGCCUUCUCUUAAGGUGUCGACCUCCUCUGUUCCUCCCGUUACAUCUGAUCCGAAUUGCCAGAUUCUGAACCGGGAUGAUGGAACCGUAGAUGCCGUGCCCCUUCAGACUCGUCCUCCUUCGCCUUGUCCUGACGCUGCCAAGAAGGCUCCAGAUGUUUGCUGAUCUCUUUCUGGAUGUAUAGUUGGCCCGGCUUGUGGGCUUUUAAAACUUUUCAUUAACAUUUCCUAGUUGCUUGUUUAGCAACUUUUUAUUUUGAAAAACAAAAGGUAGCUCGCUUUC